AAACUGGCGUACAAAGAACCCACAAAAUCAACCUCGAAAAUAAUGAAACCACAAAAGAAGAAUAUAAACUUAAACUGGGAGACGAGAUAGCGCAAGGCAUAUACCUACAACUGGCGAAAAUCGGGGAACGCCUUCCAGUUGACUCUUUCGAAGAACUAGAGGAAUCCACGCAAGGAGAUCAAGGCUUCGGAUCCACGGACCGACGAAAAGCAACUCGAAAAAAGACAACUGUUAAGAUCCUGGAAUUUAAUCCAUUAUCUUCACCACAGUUAAAUUGUACCCAAUUUCUUGAAACAAAGUGGAUAUAUAAAAAUUAUGAGUCACAACCACUUAUUCUUAUCGAAUGUCAUCCGCGAUACACACAUCCACACUAA
Ambispora leptoticha is the source of this 374-nucleotide messenger RNA. The record is from the annotation of a GenBank genome assembly. NCBI's taxonomy places the organism in Eukaryota, Fungi, Glomeromycota, Glomeromycetes, Archaeosporales, Ambisporaceae.